This is a messenger RNA of Salvia miltiorrhiza (redroot sage), 3390 nucleotides long. RefSeq lists its product as uncharacterized. The coding region runs from base 1 to 3390 and encodes 1129 amino acids. NCBI's taxonomy places the organism in Eukaryota, Viridiplantae, Streptophyta, Magnoliopsida, Lamiales, Lamiaceae. The record is from RefSeq and is a predicted model, not a curated record. Gene Ontology annotation, biological process: DNA integration. Gene Ontology annotation, molecular function: nucleic acid binding; RNA-DNA hybrid ribonuclease activity. The transcript has a single exon.
AUGGCUAUCACCAGCGCAGCCAGCGAACCCACCAUAUCCUUUGGCCCGGAAGAUGCCAGACCGUUAAUGUACCCCCAUGAUGACGCCUUAGUCUUCUCAACAGACGUGGCUGGAUGCCUGGUCCACCGAGUUUUUGUGGACUCAGGCAGCGCGGUGAACAUUGUGUACUGGAACUGCUGGAAGGCCCUUGGCUCGGAUGUCAAUGUUGAACCAACGAAUGCACCACUCUAUGGAUUCUCAGGAGAAUCAGUAGUACCAAUCGGAAUGGUAGAACUGCCAGUCACCUUGGGACGAUCGCAGGGUUAUAAAACCAGAACAAUCAGAUUUUUGAUCAUAGACGCUCUGAAACCUACGUACAACAUCAUCUUGGGGCGGCCCGCGCUUAACACCUUCAAGGCAGUAGUUUCCACAUUCUACCUCAAAAUGAAGUUUCCGAUAGACGGUGGAAGAAUUGGGGAGGUGUGGGGGGAUCAAGCUACAUCGAAGCAAUGUCAUGUGCAAACACUAACUCAACAGAAUGAUAGUGUUGGAGACGAUCCCAACACCCGAAAGCAGAAACGAAAGCAAGCAAAUGUCCCGGGGGAACCUAAUGAUCAGAGAAAGGAGAAGAUGGGGAUAGUCACCGCGUCAAACCCCGAACGCAGAGAAAUCAUGGAACUCAGAGAUGGAGUUGAUAAACAGCCACUCGUUUCCACGAGUGAUGCAUGCUUGCUCAUUGAACUUUUUCCUGACAGGGAAGGAUACACUACCAGAAUUGGAGCGGGAAUGGCACCAACCCUCCAAAAGGAAGUUACCGCAUGCCUGCGCAGGAACGCGGAUGUAUUCGCAUUCAACACUUCUGAUCUUAAAGGGAUAGACAAAGAGCUAGCCGAACAUCGUCUUAAUGUGGACCCGACGGUUAAACCAGUCAGACAGAAAACAAGACACUUUGGCGCAGAGAAGGAUGCAGCUAUUCGGGAACAGGUCCAAGCCCUCCUAGAGGCAGGACAUAUCGUGGAAAUCCAAUAUCCCGAAUGGAUAUCUAAUGCAGUCAUGGUAGAAAAGAAAGUCAAGGUGUGGAGAAUGUGUGUGGACUACAGAGACCUCAACGCAGCUUGCCCUAAGGACUGUUACCCGCUCCCUCGAAUAGAUCAACUGGUGGAUGCUACUUCAGGGUGUGAACUCUUGUCCAUGAUGGACGCAUACCAAGGAUAUCAUCAGGUAAGGAUGCAUCCAGAUGAUGUAGCCAAAACCGCCUUCGCAGUGUGCACAGGAGUCUUCGGGUGGGAAAGCAUGCCCUUCGGCCUCAAGAAUGCGGGGGCCACAUACCAGCGUAUGAUGGACAAAAUUUUUAGGACGCAGCUGAGGAGAAAUAUCUCGGUAUAUGUCGACGACAUGUUGGUGCGCAGCAUUAAGGCCAGCUCCCACGUAGCCGAUCUGGAGGAAACCUUCUCAGUAGUCCGCAAGAAUAAACUCAUGCUCAAUCCCGCUAAGUGCACCUUCGGGGUGCAGUCAGGAAAGUUCUUGGGUUAUAGGGUAACACCGGAGGGGAUCGAAGUUAACAAUGACAAAGUUAAAGCUAUUCUGAACAUGACCUCACCCAGGAAUGUCAAAGAAAUCCAAACACUCAACGGGCGAAUUACCGCGUUGAGUCGGUUCAUCUCACGCUCAGCUGAGCGAAGUCUCCCGUUCUUCAAGGUUCUACGAAAAGGAAGUCGGUUUGAAUGGAGUAGUGAGUGCCAAAGAGCCUUCGAAGACCUAAAAGCUUACCUGACCAAACUACCAGUGUUGACAAAACCCUCUCCGGGGGAACCAUUAUACUUAUACAUCUCCGUGGGAGUUGAAUCUCUGAGCUCAGUGCUGGUCCGGGAGGAGAAUCGACAACAAAAACCAAUAUACUUCGUAAGCAAGGUCAUCCAGGGUGCAGAGCUACGCUAUACUGAGGUUGAAAAGACCGCGUACACAAUCAUGAUCACGGCCAGAAAGUUGAGGCCAUACUUCUUAUCGCACAAGGUCAUUGUGAGAACAAUAAUACCAUUCAAACAAAUCUUAGGGCGACCGGAUCUAGCGGGGAAGAUGGUGAAAUGGGCCAUAGAGCUCGGAGAGUACGAAGUCGAGUUUGAGCCGCGCACUACCAUUAGAGCGCAGGCACUGGCGGACUUCAUUCAAGAAGCAACAAGGUGGCCUAUGAGGGGACCGUGGACAGCACAGGUUGAUGGGUCGGUCACCAAAGAAGGGUGUGGGGUGGGAAUCUACAUCACCGCGCCCGAAGGAGAAAUCUACCAAUUCGCUAUCAAGUUUGAAGAUAAACUAUCCAAUAACGAAGCCGAAUAUGAAGCAGUGCUAAGGGCAGCCCACAUACUUAGAGAACUCAGAGCCGACAACGCAGUGAUUAAAACUGACUCUCAACUGGUGGCACAACAGUUAACAGGAGGUUACGGGAUAAAAGAAGAGAGAAUGAAACACUACUUUGACAAAGUCCAGGAGAUUGGGAAAAAGUUUGAGAAAUUUGAAAUACAACAAGUGCCGAGAGAAGAAAACCAACGAGCAGACCUCCUGGCCAGAGUAGCCAGUGCAGUCGAACAAACGUGGAGCGAGGACAUUACCUUGGUGUUCGAACCCAAGAGAGCGGUGGUGGCACAGGUAUACAACAUUGAAACCAAGGACGAUUGGAGAACACCCAUCAUAUACUAUUUGAAAAAUGGCAAACGAAUGGAGGAGGAUACCUCACGGUAUGCCAAAUAUGAGAAUUACUGUCUCAUUGACGAUCAGCUAUACAAGAGGUCUUUCACCCAUCCAUUUUUGAAAUGCCUGGCCCCAGAGGAAGCACGGUUUGCUUUAAAAGAGAUCCACCAAGGGUGCUGCGGUAAUCACGGUGGACACAGGGAUUUGACAAGGAAGAUAAUCAGAGCAGGAUUCUACUGGCCCGGAAUCAGCAAAGAAUCGAAAGCCUUCGUGCAAAAAUGUGAAGCUUGUCAGAGACACGCUCCCAAAAUCAACAUACCUGGGGAGGAAAUGGGGAUCAUGCAUGCUGCGCAUCCCUUCGACAAAUGGGGAAUCGACAUUGUGGGUAAAUUACCAACUGCUCCGGGAGGCAAGUGCUUCCUCAUAGUUGCCGUAGACUACUUCUCCAAGUGGAUCGAGGCGGAAGCUGUCACCAAAAUCGAUGAUAACACAGUGGAAAAGUUCAUAUGGAAGAACAUCUGUUGUCGGUAUGGGGUGCCAAGGAUUUUGGUCUCAGACAACGGAACCCAGUUCACGAGCAAGAAGAUCGAAGAUUUUUGUUCGCGGAUGGACAUCACACAGAAAUUUGUGUCAGUCGCCCACCCUCAAGCCAAUGGACAGGUAGAAUUGGCAAAUCGCACCAUAUGCGAAGGGAUCAAGAAGAGACUCGAACGAAGCAAGGGAUGA